GCUAGCCUCAUACGCACGAUAGUUUCUCAAUAACCACACAGUUAAGUUGGGCUUGUCCAGUUCCGAUUCAUGGUGGACAUGGUUACUAUAAAGAUCAAUAAAAAAGUUGGAGUUUCCUUUUCGCCUGUUUAAGUCCACUUUGUUCGUGGCACUCUUGCUAAUGCAGCGACUGUUGGAGUUUGAAAUGCUGUGGUUUGUGUUUAUCUAGCUAGUGUUUAUUUCACGUGUACUUGGAAUACAUCGAGGUUUUAAAAAUGAAUAGCUUGGCUUUUGAAGAUCCUUCACUGGAUAACUUGGAUGCAACGCUGUCGCUAAACGACCCAAGCGACAUCGACACAGCCCUUCUAAAUGACAUCGAUGACAUGCUGCAGCUUAUCAACAACCAGGACAUGGAGUUCCCUGGGUUGUUCGACACCCCUCCCUACUCUGGUCCUCCCGGCAUACAGGACCUCCCUCUCCUCACCCCAUCUGUGGCUCUAGCACCACCGCCUCCGACCACUUCCACCGCCAGCCUCCAGCUCUCCUCCUCUCCCACCUCCUCCUCCUCAUCGUCUUCGUCGUCCUCCAUCCUGAGCAGCAGCCCACACCUGGACGCCCUGCUGGGGCCUCCCAUCACCCGUAGCACCUCCAGUCCCGACAAGGCCUUCCAGCCACACACCUUCCAGCAGUCUCCGCUAGCCCAGGUGACCAGCUCCAGCCACAGGCAGCAGCAGCAGCAGCAGCAGCAGCAGCAGCCGCCGCCGCCCACCUCCCCGCAGCAGGCUCAGGGGCCCAUGCAGCCCAAAGUGGAGCAGCCCCAACCCGCUUUAAGUCCUGUGGCGUUGUCGCUUUCUUCGCCGAUUGGCACUCUGAAACAGAGCCCAUCAUUGAGCUUGACGCCCCAAGCCCUGUUUAAUUCGCCAACAUCCCUGCAGAAGCAGUCCCCGUCCCAGGUGCAGCCUCUAAUACAAGCCCAGGCUCUGUCCCCUCAGGCCCGAAUCUCCUACAGCAACCAGAACGGCUAUAUAACGGUGACUCAGGCAGGGGUCAGCCAGUCGGUGCAGACCCCGUCAUCCUCAAAUGCUAUGGUCCAACCGAUGACCAUCCAAACUUCCAUCCACGGGCUGACCACAACCUCCUCUCUCUUGAGCACUUCGGGGAGCACCACGGUCCAGGCCAUCGCACCCCAUGUACAGCAGGUUCCUGUGAGUGUGCUGCUGCAGCCCCAGUUCAUUAAGGCAGAGUCUCUGCUGCUGACCACACUGAAGCAUGACCCCUGCAUCGUCACCACCGUGUCCUCGCCCACCUCCCUGGGCACCACCUCCGCCACCGUGCAGAGCACCUCGCUCCAGGCCCUGAUGAGCGGGGGCACCAUUCUGACUACGAUGCCCAUCAUGAUGGAUGGCGAGAAGCUGCCCAUCAACCGCAUCACCAUCAACAGCAAGCCCAUGGGCCUGCCGCACAAGGGGGAGAAGCGCACGGCGCACAACGCCAUCGAGAAGCGCUACCGCUCCUCCAUCAAUGACAAGAUCCUAGAGCUGAAGGACCUGGUGGCCGGGACUGAGGCCAAGCUCAACAAGUCUGCUGUACUCAAAAAAGCGAUAGAAUAUAUUCGCUACAUACAGCAAACUAACCAGAAGCUCAAACAGGAAAACAUUUCUCUCAAAAUGGCCGCCCAGAAAAACAAGUCUCUUAAAGACAUUGUUGCCAUGGAAGUGGAUGGCCCCGAGGUGAAAAGCGAGCUGCCCACCCCUCCAGCCUCAGACGUGGGGUCUCCCACCUCCUUCUCCCACUGUAGCAGUGAUUCUGAACCUGAAAGCCCGAUGGGGGAGGAAACCAAGCCCCUCAACGGUGCCCUGGACGCCUCUUCUGCGGGCGGCGGGGUGGGAGGCAUGCUGGACCGCUCUCGCAUGGCUCUGUGUGCCUUCACCUUCCUCUUCCUCUCCCUCAACCCCCUGGCAGCGUUGCUCUGUGGCUCGACCGGAGCUGGCGAUGGUGUUGGGGACAACGGCGAUGCCUCUCCCCACAGCACCGGGAGGAACAUGCUUGGGCUGACAGCUGCUUCUUGGGGUGUGAUGGACUGGAUGCUGCCGACGCUGCUGGUGUGGUUGUUAAACGGUGUGCUAGUGGCGGUGGUCCUGGUCAGACUGCUGGUGUACGGUGAGCCCGUCACCAGACCCCACUCUGGCUCCUCCGUCCUGUUCUGGAGACACCGCAAGCAAGCUGAUCUGGACCUGGCUCGGGGAGACUUCGCCCAGGCCAGUCAGAACCUGUGGACCUGCCUGAAGGCCCUGGGCCGCCCCCUGCCCACCUCCCAGCUGGACCUAGCCUGUGCGUCCCUGUGGGCCCUGCUUCGCCUCUGCCUCCAGCGCAUCUGGGUGGGCCGGUGGUUGGCUGCCAAGGCUGGGGGCCUGCGCUCCGACCGCCCCCUGCAGGAGGACGCACGCAAGAGCAGCCGGGACGCCGCGCUGGUCUACCACCGCCUCCAUCAGCUGCACAUGACUGGUAAGCUGAACGGCAGCCACCUGUCAGCCAUCCACAAGGCCCUGAGUGCGGUGAACCUGGCGGAGUGCGCCGGGUCGUGCCUGCCUGUGGUGACCUUGGCCGAGGUGUACGUCUCUGCAGCCCUGAGGGUCAAAGCCUCCUUGCCCCGGUUCCUCCACUUCACCUCGCGUGUGUUCCUGAGCAGCGCACGGCAGGCGUGUCUGUCGGCCAGUGGCAGCGUGCCCCCCGCCAUGCAGUGGCUCUGUCACCCGCUGGGACACCGCUUCUUUGUGGACGGGGACUGGGCCGUGCGCAGCACCCCAAAGGAGAGCAUCUACAGCCAGGCCGGCAACACCGUGGACCCCCUGGCGCAGGUAACCCAGGCCUUUCGGGAGCAUCUGCUGGAGAAAGCUCUGUACUGCGUGGCCCAGCCACACGGGGAGAAGAACCAGAUCCAGGGAGAGGGGGAAUAUGCCGAUGCGUUGGAGUAUCUUCAGCUGUUGACCAGCGCCUCGGAUGCCGCUGGCGCCACCACCCAGUCCUUCGCCAUUGGCUCCAACAUGGCCACGGUCACCGGCUGCGACCCGCACUCCAAGUGGUGGUCCUCGGUUGCCGUGGUGAUCAUCAACUGGCUCCAAGGGGACGAUGCGGCAGCAGAGCGGCUGUAUCCAGCUGUGGAACAUCUGCCCCGCAGCCUCCAGACCGCCGAGUAAUCUGUUGCCCAGGCGUCUCUGAACACGUUCCGGGCGGUGCGGGCGCUGCUGUCCAGGCCAGAGAACUGUCUGCUGAGUCUGAGCCAUGCCGACAAGGCCAGCGCCCUGCUGCGCGACAGCCUUAACCUGGGACCCCACUGCCACAGCUCCAGCCUCGACAAGGUACGUCUCACACACACACACA
Molecule: messenger RNA, 3360 nt
Organism: Gadus macrocephalus (Pacific cod)
Lineage: Eukaryota; Metazoa; Chordata; Actinopteri; Gadiformes; Gadidae
Gene: srebf1
Product: sterol regulatory element binding transcription factor 1
Exons: 16
Coding region: 255-3176 (973 amino acids)
Biological process (GO): regulation of transcription by RNA polymerase II
Cellular component (GO): nucleus
Molecular function (GO): DNA-binding transcription factor activity, RNA polymerase II-specific; RNA polymerase II cis-regulatory region sequence-specific DNA binding; protein dimerization activity
Source: RefSeq, a predicted model, not a curated record